AGAUUAAAUUUUUUUAGAUCUGAGCCAUCGGAAGGAUGACGUUGCCAUCAAGUGACCGUGAAAGGCUGAAGGUGGAGCAGUUUGGGAAAAAGAGAAGAACAGAACUCAGCCUGGAGAGAGUGAGUCUGAGAUAUCGACUAGGUAUCUGAGGGGAGAUGUCCAGUAGGCAGGUCAGUGUGAGGCUGGAGCUUUGGGACAAGCAGGUAGGCACUGGAAAUAUGGAUCUGGGGAUAGUCAGACACUGGAUGGUGUUUAAGGCAAGAGACUGGGUGAGAUUACAGGAGGAGUGAGUAUAGGGAGAAGAGGACCGAGCCUGGGAAGGAGGAGUGUGCCCCCUGGAAGAGCUCUGAGCUGCACCAGGUCUGUCAGCAGCUCAGCGGAAGUUUGCUCAUUCACUCAGAGACUUCAAGUUUGAGUUUAUCGGUGAUGCUGAGACAGAUGAUGAACGCUGCAUAGAUGCUUCCUUACGUGAAUUUUCAAAUUUUUUGAAGAAUCUGGAAGAACAGAGAGAAAUUAUGGCAUUAAGUGUCACUGAAACCCUGAUUAAACCCUUGGAAAAAUUCAGAAAAGAGCAACUCGGAGCUGUAAAGGAAGAAAAAAAGAAGUUUGACAAAGAAACAGAAAAGAAUUAUAGUCUAAUUGAUAAGCAUCUGAAUUUAUCAGCGAAAAAGAAAGACUCACAUUUACAAGAGGCAGACGUCCAAGUGGAGCAAAACCGGCAACACUUUUAUGAACUGUCUCUUGAAUAUGUGUGUAAGCUCCAGGAGAUUCAAGAAAGGAAGAAGUUUGAGUUUGUGGAACCUAUGCUGUCAUUUUUUCAGGGGAUGUUUACUUUCUAUCAUCAGGGCCACGAACUUGCCAAAGACUUCAAUCACUACAAAAUGGAACUACAGAUCAACAUUCAGAACACACGGAAUCGAUUUGAAGGAACAAGGUCGGAAGUGGAAGAGCUUAUGAACAAAAUCAGACAGAAUCCCAAGGACCACAAGCGAGCAAGUCAGUUCACGGCCGAAGGCUACCUGUAUGUGCAGGAAAAAAGGCCUGCUCCGUUUGGUUCCAGUUGGGUCAAACACUACUGCAUGUAUCGGAAAGCAGCCAAGAAGUUCAACAUGAUCCCAUUUGAGCACAGAUCUGGGGGGAAACUUGGGGAUGGAGAGGUGUUCUUUUUGAGAGAAUGUACCAAAAGGCAUACAGAUUCCAUUGACAGAAGGUUUUGUUUUGAUAUAGAAGCUACUGACCGACCUGGCGUUUCCUUAACCCUGCAGGCGUUUUCUGAAGAGGAAAGGAAGCAGUGGUUGGAAGCUUUGGGUGGAAAAGAAGCGCUCUUCCAUAGUUUUAAUAGAGCCAUCGUCCCAAGACCAGAAGGAAGUGCACAGUUGGAUAAGAUGGGAUUCACAAUUCUCAGAAAAUGCAUCAGUGCAGUUGAAACACGAGGUAUAAAUGACCAAGGAUUAUACAGAGUUGUGGGGGUGAGUUCAAAGGUCCAGAGACUUCUGAGUAUGUUGAUGGAUGCAAAAACGUGUAAUGAAGUGGACCUGGAGAAUUCUGUAGAUUGGGAAGUGAAGACAAUAACAAGCGCCCUGAAACAGUAUUUGAGGAGUCUUCCAGAACCCCUUAUGACCUAUGAGUUACAUGGAGAUUUCAUUGUUCCAGCCAAAAGCGGCAGCCCAGAAUCUCGUGUUAAUGCUAUCCAUUUCUUGGUACACAAACUGCCAGAGAAAAAUAAAGAAAUGUUGGAUAUUUUGGUGAAACACCUGACAAAUGUUUCAAAUCACUCCAAGCAGAACCUGAUGACCGUGACAAAUUUGGGAGUGGUGUUUGGACCAACCCUGAUGAGGCCACAGGAAGAGACUGUCGCUGCCAUCAUGGACCUGAAGUUCCAGAAUAUUGUCGUGGAAAUCUUAAUUGAAAACCAUGAAAAGAUUUUUCGGACCCUGCCCGAUACCACAUUCCCUGAGCCCGCCUGCCUGUCAGCAUCACCCCCAAAUGCUCCACCCAGGCAAUCUAAGAGACAGGGCCAGAGGACGAAGAGACCCGUGGCUGUCUACAAUCUUUGUCUUGAGCUGGAAGAUGGUGACAGUCCUCACCCUCCUAAGGAAGACACCCCAACCAGCAGUCUGGACUCACUUUCCUCCCCAUCUCCCACAACUACAGCUGUCCACAGGCCUCCCGGACCAGACAGAAACCACCUUCUGACAGAUGGAGGGGGCUUUGAGGACUGGGUAUCCUCUACUCCAAGCCAGAACCGCCCAUCUACAGUCCAGUGGCUUAACCCACAGUCUCCAACCACGCCAAGCUCCAACCCAGCCGUGACACCUCCUUCACCCAGGUCACCUCCUUUCCUCGCCUCUCCUCCAGCCACCAUAGCGGACAAGCCACUCGAAAGCGUCGUUAACCGGAAGGCCCGAGCAGUGUAUCCGUGUGAAGCAGAACACAGCUCGGAACUGUCCUUUGAAAUAGGAGCCAUUUUUGAGGAUGUGCAAACCUCGAGGGAACCCGGCUGGCUGGAAGGGACUCUGAAUGGCAAGAGGGGGCUGAUUCCACAGAAUUAUGUGAAGCUGCUAUAGCUCCCAGCUCCUGAGAACCCCCCCGUUGACCUGGCACCCGAGGACCUGCCUGGACCUCCUUGCGCCUCCUGGGCUCAGAGCUGCACCCACAACCCACCUCUACACCUGGGAAUUACGAAUCACAAUCAACCCUGGGGGUGGGGAAGGGUGGGGCGGACACACCCCACGAACUGUGCAGAUUUGUGGGUCAGGAGGAGAAAGUCAGGAUUCGCAGAUUGAACUUUGCAUUUGUCAAGCGUGGGGACUUGCGAUGCUUAACUCUCCAGCCUAUAGAGUGGGAGGGAGGACAUCCUUCUGCUGCCUACCAACCCCUCCGGUGGUCACACCACCAGACGCCCCCUCCCCCACGUCCCCUCUCCUCACCGAGCGCCUGCUGCUGAGAUGUUAAAGGGAACCAUAUUCCAUGCAGUGUUAUGUUUGCAGGGUGCGCGCUUGGCUCUGGUGACACCUGGCGUGGCUCCUGGUACCAGGGGAAACAGUCUCGAGCCAGAGGGAGACAGAGAGAUGCUCUUUUCAAGCCAGACAGCCACUCCGGGGACCGCAUGCUCACUGCCCCCAGCCAGAGCACACAGCGGCUGUGUCCUUGGUGCUCCUCACCUGUGUGAUGUUUUCUAAACACCACCUUUAUGCCUCAAAGUCUUGUACAUGAAAUAAAAUGUCAUUUACUAUUUGA
Carlito syrichta (Philippine tarsier) is the source of this 3240-nucleotide messenger RNA. RefSeq names its product Rho GTPase activating protein 10 (gene ARHGAP10). Bases 516 to 2567 code for a protein of 683 amino acids. The transcript has 23 exons. Gene Ontology annotation, biological process: signal transduction. The record is from RefSeq and is a predicted model, not a curated record. Gene Ontology annotation, cellular component: cytoplasm. NCBI's taxonomy places the organism in Eukaryota, Metazoa, Chordata, Mammalia, Primates, Tarsiidae. Gene Ontology annotation, molecular function: GTPase activator activity; protein binding.